Messenger RNA from Octopus bimaculoides (California two-spot octopus), 2290 nucleotides. RefSeq names its product voltage-dependent calcium channel subunit alpha-2/delta-3. The record is from RefSeq and is a predicted model, not a curated record. Gene Ontology annotation, cellular component: voltage-gated calcium channel complex. Gene Ontology annotation, molecular function: voltage-gated calcium channel activity. Lineage: Eukaryota; Metazoa; Mollusca; Cephalopoda; Octopoda; Octopodidae.
AUAUAUAUAACUAAAAAAAAAACUGAACAAGUACUCCAUAUGUGAACAAGGAAUCACCAUGUCAAGAAGACAGGCUUUUACCCUUAAACCUUUUGGCUUGGUUUUAUUCCAAAGUCUACUUAUAUUUUCGGUCAGUGGAUUGAAUGCUUCAGCAGAUCUCAAGUCACUAGUACAACACUGGGCUAAGGAUCUGGGUGACAAAUUGUACAGUUUUAGUAACAAAGUGACAAUGUUGAAUGAUAUAAGUAAGAAAUAUCAAAUGAGACUAAAAACAGAGGAGAAAAAACAUUCAACAAUAGUUGCUGAAACUGCAAAAAAAGUGAGCCAGUUGCUAGAGAAGAAAGUAAAGGCUGUAAAGAAACUUGCUUCAGCAGCAGAAGAAGCCUACAGAAAUUAUACAGUAGAAGUAAAUCCACCGGUAGAUUAUUUAAAUGCCAAACUACUCAUUACUGAUGAUGAUUUACGAGCCAUGGGAGGAGACGCACAAAUAUUGAUGGAGAACUUCCAGUAUUUACGUGUUGAGAGACGACAAGAGUACGGCACAACUUCUGUUAAUCUCAAUUUAAGCACAGUCCAUGUAGCCACCUAUGUGUACCACAAAACCCUCGAUGUUCUCAAUGGAGUACAGUGGACUCGUGCCUUAGACAAGGUCUUUAAGGAAAAUAAAGACAAUGACUCAAAUUUAUCUUGGCAAUACUUUGGUAGUGCUGUAGGCUUCAUGAGAGUUUAUCCCGGGAUAAAAUGGCCAAUAAAUGAUGAAGAUCGUAUUGAUUUAUAUGAUUGCCGUCUGCAGGGUUGGUAUAUUCAAGGAGCCGCAGCACCAAAAAAUGUCAUCAUACUUUUGGAUUCCAGUGGAAGUAUGACAGGAUCACGUAUGAUAAUUGCACAGAGCACUGUAAAUAAAAUCUUGGAUACACUCACAGUCAAUGACUACUUCAACAUCAUUCAGUUUGAUGAGAAACCAAGAUACGUUGAUAGCUGCUUCAAUCGCACUCUCGUAGCUGCUAACUUGGAUAACCGUUUACGCUUAAAGAGGGCUAUUAAAUUCAUGAAGACAUCCAACAUAGCAAACUUCGAGAAAGCAUUACAAGAAGCAUUUACAUUAUUUUCUGAACAAAACAAAGUCAAUAAUGAAACUUGCUGUAACAAAGCUAUCAUGCUAGUAACAGAUGGUGCUCCUGAGAAUUACGAAUGGAUCUUUAAUAAAUACAAUUGGAAGCCAAAUUCAACUUCAAAAAGAAAUGUUAAUGUGAGAAUAUUUCCUUAUCUCAUAGGAAGAGAAGUCGCUGACAAUCGACAAUUAAGAUGGAUGGCAGGUGCAAAUAAAGGUUUCUACACUCAUAUAUCCACUUUGGCUGAUGUAGAGGAACGUGUGCAGAAUUAUGUUAAGGUGCUAAGUCAACCACUGGCAAAGCCCACAUCUCAUCCACAUAUAAUGUGGACGCCAGUUUACGCUGAUUUCAUUGCUCCAGAACUCACAGAAGACAAUAUGCGCUUAGUCACGUCGGUAUCAAUGCCCGUUUUCAACAAAAAAGAUAAUUCUGACAAUGCCUAUAAAUUGUUAGGUGUCGUUGGAACAGAUGUCCCUAUUGAUCAAAUUAUUAGCUUGAUACCGAAGUAUCAGUUGGGAGUACAUGGUUAUGCCUUUGCAAUAACUAAAAAAGGCUAUGUUUUAUUCCAUCCAGAAUUCAGACCAUUUGAUAAUGGUCGUCCCAAAACCAAUUAUAACAGUGUUGACCUCACUGAGGUUGAACUUACGUCAAAUGUUAGUGUGGUGAAGAAUUUAGAGACUGCUAUGAAAGACGGCCAUCAGGGAAGCAUAUCCAUGAAUGUGGCUGUCCAUAAAGAUUUUAUUCGGGUUUCUAAAAGACGUUACCACUACUACUAUAACAAUAUAGCUGGAUUUCCUUUCAGCUUGGCGCUAGUAUUUCCUGAAAAAUAUGGAAAUCUUCAGUUAAAAACUACAUUUGAUAUAGGAAAGAAAGAUGUUCUUCGGAAUAAAUCAUUUCGCUUAUCAAGAUGGAAAUACUGUGAAAACCAGGAAGAAACCAGUAUGGCGAAAUUAUUUGAAAGUAUUAUGAGAGCGAAACGUGCGACACCUGAGAAAUGUGACCGAGAUUUAGUUAAUCUUUUAGCUUUUGAUGCUGACAUGCUGGUAAAACUCUUCAAAGUAUGGAAAGGAAAGAAGAGGGAAAAAAUUAAGAAGAAAGGGGUAGAAAUUAUUUUUGUUGGAACAUCUUCUGGAUUGUUUCUGUACGAACAGUUUGUGGAUGAAUUGACUGAUUUGUAA